AUGGAGGGCUUAGUGCUGACUGUACUGCUUCUCUGUGCUGUGCUCCUACCAGGAUCAGCAAUCAUCAGGAUACCUCUGACAAAGUUCCCUUCUAUACGGAGAACAUUUACUGAGUCUGGUGGGGAUCUGAAGAAUCUGAUUGGAGAAGAAGGCUACAACAAAUUCUACCCUGGAUUUCCACCAAAUGGGGGUCCCACACCAGAGACUCUGAAGAAUUAUCUGGAUGCUCAGUACUAUGGUGAGAUUGGCAUUGGAACGCCUUCACAGACAUUCACAGUAGUGUUUGAUACAGGAUCAUCUAACCUUUGGGUGCCUUCCAUCCACUGCUCCUUGCUGGACAUUGCCUGCUUAUUACACCACAAAUAUGAUUCUUCCAAAUCUUCCACCUAUGUAAAGAACGGUACAGAAUUCUCCAUUCAGUAUGGCAGCGGGAGCUUGUCUGGGUACCUGAGUCAGGACACUGUGACGCCUCCUAAUAUUUCUCAGAUUGGCAACCUUGCCGUGAAAGGACAGCUCUUUGGGGAAGCCAUCAAGCAGCCUGGUGUUACGUUUAUUGCAGCCAAAUUUGAUGGGAUAUUGGGCAUGGCAUACCCUCGAAUCUCUGUUGAUGGUGUUCCCCCCGUGUUUGACAAUAUCAUGCAACAGAAGCUGAUCGAAAACGACCUAUUCUCCUUCUACUUAAAUAGGAAUCCAGAAUCUCAGCCCGGUGGUGAGCUUUUACUUGGAGGCACAGAUCCUAAAUAUUACACUGGAAAAUUUAACUACCUCAAUAUCACCCGCAAAGCAUAUUGGGAAAUUCAUAUGGACCAGAUUGAUGUUGGUAAGCAACUCGCUCUAUGUAAAGGAGGCUGUGCAGCCAUUGUUGACACUGGAACCUCACUGAUCACUGGCCCAAAGGAUGAAGUGGUUGCACUGCAGAAAGCCAUUGGAGCUACGCCUCUAACUCAGGGAGAGUAUAUGGUCCAGUGUGAUCAGGUGCCUUCUUUGCCUGUUAUUACUUUGACACUUGGUGGAAAAGCAUACACCCUGACCGGGGAACAGUAUACUAUGAAGGUACAACAGGGAUCCCAAUCCAUUUGUGUGAGUGGAUUUAUGGUCUUGAUAUUCCCCCUCCAGCCGGACCCCUGUGGAUUCUAGGAGAUGUGUUCAUCGGCCAAUAUUAUACCGUUUUUGACCGGGCUAAUGACCGUGUGGGCUUUGCCAAGGCCAAAUGA
Staurois parvus is the source of this 1214-nucleotide messenger RNA. NCBI's taxonomy places the organism in Eukaryota, Metazoa, Chordata, Amphibia, Anura, Ranidae. The record is from the annotation of a GenBank genome assembly.